CAUGUAUCAACCAGACUUAACAUUAUACUUGUUAGCAAGUAUAGUGAGCAAAUGAAAGAGCAAUUCUCAGUAAAAUGAUAUAUGUACACAGGUGCUCACCAGUUUUGCACAAAUCUUUAAAAUAGUUUAAUGAACUUUUAAACAGCAUACAAAGAAACAAGUUUCACUAAGACAUGCUCACAUACGUCAUUGUUGUUCUACACCCCCACCCCCAUCUCAUCAGUUCUAAUUUCAAUCAGCUACAGGUCAUGGGCCAACCCGUCUUUUGCCAGGAGAAAAAAAAAGUUGUUAACAUAUUUUAAGCUAUUCUGUUUCUUGAAAACUUGAUACCUUUAAAAAAAUGUCACCAAGUAGUGGCACAAGUCUUUAAUUUCAGCAAUGAAAUGAGCCAGCCUCGUCUACAAAUAAGACUUGUAGGAAAUGCCAGGGCUAAAUAGAGAGACCCUGCACACCCUCACUCUCCACUAAACAAAACCAAACCAAAACAAGCCAGAAAUAUUUUGCCAAAAUUGCAUUACAGUGAAGACUCUCCAACCCCAUUCGUCUGUACCUGCAAAACUGAAAAAUGGGUGCUAAAGAGAUGACUCAGUAUUUCAGAGUACUUGCUGCUCUUCUUGAGGACCAGAGUUAAAUCCUUGGCACCCUGUCCUGAAGCUCACAACCUCAGCUUCAGAAUGUUUACCUCUCGAUCUAAGUUACCUUUGGGAGGCAGCGUGUUACGAUUAUCUAAAUUAAAGAGUUACACGUUCGACGUUAUCACAAUCUGGGCAGAAGUACAGAAAGCCAACGCAGCCAAGGCCUCUCCCGAGAGGUCUUUGGAUAGCUUAGAGAAGGGCAGUCCUCCAAUGUCACUCAGACUUUGGGGUCACACAGUUAUGGGUGGGACUUCCAGCCUCUACUAAAGAGAAACUGCAAGUCUCCCUUGGCUUUUUUUUUUUUUCCAUUGACCUUGAGCUAUUCUGUGUCACUUUCUAAGUCUUUGAAAGUCCGACCUUGAGAGGCCUAGGUAGUCACCUGCCACAGGCCACCGCAAAAAACGCAGAACAAACAGUAAGGCUGCAACUAGCGCCCGGAGAGCUGGCGGUCUCUCGCUUCGGGGUCCGAUAGGCCAGCGUCAGGAUUCCAAGGAGCGCUCCGAGGUCGGCCGGAAUGGGUCCCUUUGCCAGGAGGAGGGCGCUCACGGGGCGGAGCGCAACUGAAGAGGCGUGGCCUGAGCGCGAGUCUUGGAAGGAGUCUGGGGGCGUGGGACAACCUUUGGGCGGAGCCCAACCAAGGGGGCGUGGUCCUAGCGGGCGGGUCCGACCUCGGACCCCACCCCCGCGUCCUUUCUACCGCCCCCGCAGAAGGAAAGGGAGAGGGACAGAGGGAGGGAAAGUGGUGUUCUGUGGAAAGGGGCGGAAGGAGUGGAAAGCAAAAGAGAAAAGGAAACAGAAACAUGGCGGUCUGUAGUCGGGACAGUCUCGCCGCGGGCAGCGCCUAGACCUCCGUCCUCCCGCAGCACUCGCGGCCCGCGAGCCCCUCGGUCGGCAGUUGCUCUCGCUGCAGGCUGUGUCCCUGGAGAGCCGGCCGCGCUGAGGCGCAGGCGCAGAGGGGCCACCGGAGUCCCGGCCCUGCCAGCGAGGGUGUCCAGGCCGCGUAGCCGGCGCUUUCUUGCCUCAGGAAGCUACGGUGUCGGCUCGGUCACCGACUGGGCGGGCGCAGGAAAUAGAACAGCCAUCAUGAUAGAAGACAAAGGACCAAGAGUGACAGACUACUUUGUUGUGGCAGGUCUCACUGAUACAUCCACUCUUUUGGAUCAAGAAAUAAAUCGUAUAGAUACAAAUAAAUCAAUUGGCCCUAAAGCUCCAAUCACAGACAUUGCUGUUAUUAUCAAAUCAGCUGGGGAAACUGUACCUGAAGGUUACACCUGUGUUGAAGCCACUCCAUCAGCACUCCAAGCAAACUUGAAUUAUGGAAGUCUAAAAAGCCCAGAGCUUUUCCUGUGUUAUAGGAGGGGGAGAGAUAAACCACCCCUGACAGAUAUUGGAGUGCUAUAUGAAGGGAAAGAAAGGCUUAUUCCAGGAUGUGAAGUGAUCCAAGCCACGCCAUAUGGCCGCUGUGCCAAUGUCAACAAUAGUUCAACUACUUCUCAGAGAAUCUUUAUCACCUAUCGAAGGGCUCCUCCAGUGCGGUCCCAGAAUUCCUUGGCUGUAACUGAUAUCUGUGUUAUUAUAACCAGUAAAGGAGAAACCCCUCCUCAUACUUUCUGCAAAGUUGAUAAAAACUUAAACUGUGGCAUGUGGGGUUCCAAUGUGUUUCUGUGUUACAAGAAGUCUGUUCCUGCUUCAAAUGCAAUAGCAUACAAGGCUGGUUUGAUUUUUCGAUAUCCGGAAGAAGACUAUGAGUCUUUUCCGCUCUCAGAAUCUGUGCCUCUCUUCUGCCUUCCUAUGGGAGCCACUAUUGAAUGCUGGGAUCCUCAAACCAAAUAUCCACUUCCGGUUUUCUCAACAUUUGUCCUGACAGGUUCUUCAGCUGAAAAGGUAUAUGGAGCUGCCAUCCAGUUUUAUGAGCCUUACUCUCGGGACCUUCUCACAGAGAAACAACUGUCACAGCUGGGCCUGCUGACCCCCGUGGAGAGAAAAGUGGUCUCUAAGCCCAUCAAUUCAAACAAGUGCAUUUGUUUGCUUUCACACUGGCCUUUUUUUGAAGCUUUUAAGAAAUUUCUUAUGUUUAUUUACAAAGUCUCUGUGUCUGGACCACAUCCUCUUCCCAUUGAAAAGCACAUUUCACAUUUUAUGCAAAACAUCCCUUUUCCUUCGCCACAAAGACCAAGAAUCCUUGUACAGCUAUCCGUCCACGAUGCCUUAAUAUUAUCACAACCAGUUUCCACACCUUUGCCGUUAAGUGGAGCCAACUUUAGUUCCUUGCUGAUGAAUCUGGGUCCUGAGAAUUGUGCAACAUUGCUGCUGCUGGUUUUACUUGAGAGUAAGAUUCUGCUACAUUCUCUUAGGCCAGCUGUACUGACUGGGGUAGCCGAAGCUGUUGUUGCUAUGAUCUUUCCAUUUCAGUGGCAGUGCCCAUAUAUCCCUCUUUGUCCUCUUUCAUUGGCUGGAGUGCUUAGUGCACCUUUACCAUUUAUAGUUGGAGUGGACUCAAGGUACUUUGAUCUUCAUGACCCACCACAAGAUGUUGUUUGCAUUGACUUGGAUACGAACACGUUAUAUGUAGCGGAUGAAAAAAAGAACACAAACUGGAAGCAGCUUCCCAAAAAGCCGUGCAAGAGUCUGCUUGGCACCCUGAGGAAGCUGUAUCUCCAGCUCUGCUCAGUUCACCGAAAACCUCAGGAAAGUUCAGCAAUUGAGAUGACUCCAAUUGAAGCAGAUUUCUCUUGGCAAAAAAAGAUGACACAACUUGAGAUGGAAAUUCAAGAGACAUUUUUGCGAUUUAUGGCAUCUGUUUUAAAAGGAUACAGGUCAUAUCUCAGACCAAUCACAGAAGCUCCCUCCAAUAAAGCCACAGCUGCAGACUCACUGUUUGACCGACAGGGUUUUUUGAAAAGUCGGGAUCGUGCCUAUACAAAAUUUUAUACACUUUUAUCCAAAACACAGAUUUUUAUUCGUUUCAUUGAAGAAUGCAGUUUUGUAAGUGAUAAAGAUACUGGAUUAGCAUUUUUUGAUGAUUGCAUUGAGAAGUUGUUUCCAGAUAAAGGUGUAGAGAAAACAGACAAGGUUGAUUUGGAUUCAGCAGAAGACACCAAAUUGAUAGAGCUAGACGACUCACAGAAAAGCGAGCACACUGUAUUUAUAACGCCCCCUGAGCCCCCUCCAGAUGACGGGAGUGACCUGUCACCUCAGUACAGUUACACAUACUUUCCAAGAUUGGAUCUUAAGCUUUUUGACAGCCCACAGGAGCCGAAAUUGCGCUUCAGUAGACAUCCUCCUGGGAGUGGCAUUACAAAUAGCCCUGCCCUCAUGGCUAAAAGAACUAAACAGGAGAUAAAAACAGCUCAUAAGUUGGCGAAGAGAUGUUAUACAAAUCCACCACAAUGGGCCAAGUAUCUAUUCAGCCAUUGUUACAGUUUGUGGUUUAUUUGUCUCCCAGCCUAUGUUAGAGUUUCUCACCCUAAGGUCCGAGCACUCCAGCAGGCACAUGAUGUGCUUGUUAAGAUGAGGAAGACAGACGUGGAUCCACUAGAUGAGGUGUGCUAUCGAGUGGUAAUGCAGCUUUGUGGACUUUGGGUUCAUCCUGUCUUAGCAGUGAGAGUCUUGUUCGAAAUGAAAACUGCUAGAAUAAAACCAAAUGCUAUUACUUAUGGCUAUUAUAAUAAGGUAGUUUUGGAGAGCCCAUGGCCCAGCAGCACUCGCAGUGGUAUUUUCUUGUGGACGAAAGUACGGAAUGUCGUACAUGGUUUGGCCCAAUUUAGACAACCACUUAAAAAGACUGGGCAAAAAUCACAGGUCUUUUCAAUAUCAGGCGGUCAGUCUGACCAGGGCUAUGGCUCGAAGGAUGAGCUCGUAAAGGAGGAUGCAGACAUCCACGCAUCGGAAGAGCACAUGCCACAGGAACUGACAGCCACAGAACUGCACAUUGAAGAGGAGUCUGACCUAUCUACCAUUGUCCCAAAACACUCGCAACCUACUCCAGAACCUCAGAGUCCUACUGAGCCUCCUGCAUGGGGCAGCAGUAUUGUGAAAGUCCCAUCCGGGUUAUUUGAUACCAACAAUAGGACAAGUAGUACUGGUAGUUCUUCAAAUGCGCUAUUUUCUACUCAAGCUCCAGUCGAGGAUGCAGUCUUCGGUGAGGCUACUAAUUUCAAGAAGAGUGGUGAUAGAGGAGAAAAAAGACAGAAGCAUUUUCCAGAGAGGAGCUGUAGCUUUAGUUCUGAAAGUCGAGCGGGGAUGCUGCUUAAGAAGAGCAGUUUGGAUCUCAAUUCCAGUGAAAUGGCCAUCAUGAUGGGAGCUGAUGCCAAGAUCCUCACAGCAGCACUGACAUGUCCUAAGACUUCUCCGCUUCACGUCGCAAGAACUCAUAGCUUCGAGAACGUUAACUGUCAUCUAGCUGACAAUAGGACUCGUGUGUCCGAAGGCAUCUGGGAUUCUGAGCAUAGAUCAUCUCCUGUGCUAGAGAUGCUGGAGGAAAGCCAGGAGCUCCUGGAACCUGUGGUUGGUGAUACUGUGGCAGAGACUGCAGUAGAGAUGUCAUUUAACAAUGUACAAAGUAACAGUAACAGUAACCAGUCCAGAGACACAAAAGCAGGAUCCCAAGAUACAGUGAAUAAGAGGAGCAGUUCCUAUACUACUGGGAAAGCCAUUGAGAGGGAAGAUGUUGAAACUGGACUAGAUCCUUUGUCUCUUUUAGCCACUGAAUGUGUAGAAAAAACUUCUGAUUCCGAAGAUAAGUUAUUUUCUCCAGUAAUUUCACGUAAUCUGGCUGAUGAAAUUGAAAGUUACAUGAACCUAAAGAGUCCGCUAGGUAGUAAAUCUUCUAGUAUGGAAUUGCAUGGAGAGGGGAACCAAGAACCUGGCUCUCCUGCUUUGUUUACUCACCCUUUAGAAAGGAGAUCGAGUCUACCUUCAGCACAAGACAGUACUGAGAUUGAGAAGAGCCCCCCUGCAGUGUCCAGGUCUAAAACGCUGACUGGGCGUUUCAAGCCACAGACUCCUUACCGCACUUACAAAGACCGGUCCACUUCCUUAUCUGCAUUAGUCCGUUCUUCACCAAACAGCUCUCUGGGUUCUGUAGUAAAUUCUCUAUCAGGGCUAAAGUUGGACAAUAUACUCUCAGGGCCCAAGAUAGAUGUCCUAAAAUCUAGUAUGAAACAAGCAGCAACAGUAGCCAGUAAGAUGUGGGUGGCUGUAGCGUCUGCCUACAGCUACUCAGAUGAUGAGGAAGAACCUAAUAAAGAUUAUAGUUUCCCAGCUGGCCUAGAAGAUCAUCAUAUACUGGGGGAGAGUCUGUCGCCUACUACAAGUAUCUCAGGGUUGGUUCCCAGUGAACUUACCCAGAGCAGCACCAGCCUCGGCAGUAGUAGCAGCAGUGGAGAUGUUGGGAAAUCGCAGUGUCCAACAGGUGAAGUUCCAUUUUCAAGAAAUAUCAAAGGGCAGGACUUUGAAAAAUCAGACCAUGGUUCUUCUCAGAAUACCAGUAUGUCUAGCAUCUAUCAAAAUUGUGCGAUGGAGGUUUUGAUGUCAAGUUGCUCGCAGUGUAGAGCUUGUGGAGCUCUGGUUUACGAUGAAGAAAUCAUGGCUGGGUGGACAGCAGAUGACUCAAAUUUGAAUACAACCUGCCCAUUCUGUAAAAGCAACUUCUUGCCUCUUCUCAAUGUAGAGUUUAAAGACCUGAGAGGCUCUGCCAGCUUUUUCUUGAAACCAAGUACAUCUGGUGACAGUUUACAAAGUGGCAGCAUUCCAUCUGCAAAUGAGCCCUUGGAACACAAACCUGUGUCCAGUUCAGCAGAACCUGACUUGAUCAGCUUUAUGGACUAUUCGAAACACAGCGAGACCAUAACAGAAGAAGCAAGUUAUACAGUCGAAUCGAGUGAUGAAAUAAAGAAAACCAGUGAUGUCCAGAGUGUGAAAAUGUCCUCUGUGCCUAAUAGUUUAUCUAAACGAAAUGUAUCUUUGACUCGAAGUCAUAGUGUUGGAGGUCCUCUGCAAAAUAUUGACGUCUCCCAGCGACCAUUUCAUGGCAUUUCAACAGUUAGUCUUCCAAAUAGUCUACAGGAAGAUGUGGAUCAUCUAGGAAAGCGGCCCAAUCCUCCUCCUGUGUCUGUGCCCUAUUUGAGUCCUCUGGUGCUUCGGAAGGAACUGGAAUCUUUGCUAGAAAAUGAAGGGGAUCAGGUUAUUCAUACAUCCUCGUUUAUCAAUCAACACCCAAUCAUUUUCUGGAACCUGGUUUGGUAUUUCAGACGUUUGGACCUUCCUAGCAACUUGCCAGGACUUAUUCUCACCUCUGAACACUGUAAUGAAGGUGUGCAGCUUCCUCUAUCAUCUUUGUCCCAGGACAGCAAACUGGUAUAUAUACAACUGCUAUGGGAUAAUAUCAACCUUCAUCAGGAGCCAGGAGAGCCUCUGUAUGUCUCUUGGAGGAACUUGAAUUCUGAGAAGAAGCUGUCCCUUCUGUCAGAGGAGCAGCAGGCAGCCAGCGCGUUAGUGGAGACGAUCCGGCAGAGUAUUCAGCAGAAUGAUGUUCUGAAGCCCAUCAACCUGCUUUCCCAGCAAAUGAAGCCAGACACCAAAAGACAAAGGAGUUUAUACAGAGAAAUCCUUUUCUUAUCAUUAGUGUCUCUUGGGAGAGAAAACAUUGAUAUUGAGGCUUUUGACAAUGAAUAUGGACUCGCAUAUAGAAGUCUGUCUUCAGAGAUUCUUGAAAAGUUACAGAAAAUCGAUGCCCCACCCAGUAUCAGUGUGGAGUGGUGCAGGAAGUGUUUUGGAGCACCUCUCAUUUAAAUAAGAUUCAUUCAAAUUUUGGUAGAGUAUUGGGGAAAUAGACCUGUCGGGAAACUGUUCUUCCCAAAUCAUAACUUGGUGAAAGCUGAGGAUGAAAUACAAAUGAACUGUAUUUCAUACUGAAUCUCUCAGAAUGUAAAACACCACUCAGUUCCCCAAGGCUUAUUGAUGUUGGAGAUUCCUGACCUAUUUCCCUGCCUCUGCUGAAAACGCAUAGUAUGUGUAAAAAAAAAAAUGAAAUUUUCAUCUUUCUAUAUAAUUUGCUUUUAUUGAAACUGUCCAGCUAGGGAAUGGCAAAUCAAAUUUGCCUAACCGAAAGACAUGCUAUAUUUCACUUACAAGAGUAGCUGUGUAUGAUUGUAUGUGUGAGGCUAUGUAGUCAAUUUAUGUGUAUGUGUGUCUAUUUAUUACAAUACUGAGGUUGCAUGUUGCAGCAGUUUUCUGAAGGAGGCCUCGUUGCCCCGUCAGUGACUACUACACUUGUUUGUAGUCAGCAGUUCCAAAAACAUUUAGGUCUUUCUUAACAACUGCCUUCCCUGUGACAUAUCUUUGCCUUUUAAAUUAUGUACUAUCUUGCUUAAUAGGUUAUAUCUUAGAUAUCCAGGUGCUCCUUUCCAUCUUCUUCCAAUACUAAGUUAAUCUGCAAUGCUUUCAUUGGAAUCCAAUAGGUAAAAUGAAAUUAAUUUUUGUUACCUAACAAAAUUAUCCAGAACAUGUUUUAAAAUGCUAAUGAAUAGUCUUUGACCCCAAAAUCCUUAUUCAGGCAGGCCACUUGUUGGUGUUGUUUACUUUUUUAUAAUCCUGGUUUCAUGGGAGACAGAGGCAGGAGGAUCUCAAGUUCAAGGCCAGCCUGAACAACCUUUAGUGAGCCCUGUCUCAAAAACUUGAAAGGAGAUCUAGGAAUGUAGCUCACUAGUAGAGCACUUGCCUAGCAUACAUGAGGUUCUAGGUUCAGUUCCUAGUACCACAAAAUAAGUAAGUAAGUAAAUAAAUACAUAGAUAAAACCUGUGGGAUGGAGAAUUUGCACUGCACAUAAAAGUUUUAUUCUUGUACAAUAUUUUGAUUUAUAUGCUUGUGAAUAAAAGUGUGUAUUUGUAAAUACUGUUUUUUUAGGUUGAAUCAAUUAAGUCUAAAAACUUUAAAGCUUAUUGAGCUCAUUGGCAGGUUUAAGGAAAUCAUGACCUCACAUGCCCCACCUUGACAUAAAUUGUGCUUUUUGUUAAAACAUCCAUUUAAGAACAGCAAGUUUGCCUUAGCUGUCUGUGUGGUUUAGAAAACCAGUGGCUAUGUGUGCACUUAUAAUAAUAGUGCAGAUGACUAAACCGGUUGACAGACUUACCUCAACAUGGUACACGCUAAUAGCAUGAAUCUCUUCAAUGUGGUGGGAACUUUUUAAAAUUAUGUACCAACAUUUCAAUGUUAACAUUAAAAGUUGUUAAUCUGACUUUGCAGAUUCUAGUCUGAAUUUGAGUGUUAAAAGUUUUAUCAGAGUUUUGUAAAGGCUUUCUUACAUUUAAAUUGGAUCUUUUACAGUUUCAAAUAUAUAUAUUUUUUACAGCUUAUACCUUAACAUUUAUUGACCCAACAAAUUUUGAAAUUAUCUUACAUAUAUAAAAUUAAAGUUGAAUAAAAAGAAAAACCUCAAGUUUGGUGUGUCUGUUCAAUUUCUAAAGCUGCUGCAAUAUCCAGGAUUUACUAUUCCAUUUUCUGUUUGAGGGGUUUUUUUUCUGCUCUGUGAAACUUGACUUGCUACUUGUUGAAAGUACUUUACUUACCAAAUUUAUGAGAUAGUUACAUACUUAAAAUAUGAAGUUACACCUUUUGUUAUCUUUUUAGAAACUUCAAUUUUGCUACCAUUUAGAUUCAUGAGAACCACUUUCUGGUGUUCCUUUGUUUUUUGAUUUCUGUGUAUCCCUGGCUAUCCUGGAACUUGGUUGGCUCUGUGGAUUAGGGUGACCUCAAGCUCACAGAGAUCUGCCUGCUUACCUGUGCUUGGAUUUAAAGGUGUAUACCACCACUACCCGGCUUUGUUCAUUUUUUUUUUUAAGUGCUUUCUCUAGUACCUUUGUAGAGAUAGAGAGGUACUAAUCACAUUUAUAGUACAGUCUGGAUUUAAUAGCUUACAGCUAAAUCCAGGAAUUUAAGGAUUCAGAAUUUGAGGCCAGCUUGGGCUAUAGGAGACUUUAAAAAAAAAAAAAAAAAAGUACAAAGUGGCUAUUAGCCAUAAAAUACAGGGUAACCACAGACCCAGAGAAGCUAAUUAACAGGAGGCCCCAAGGGAGAAUGCUUGAAUCUCCCUCUGAAGGAAAAAUAAAACAGACAUCAGAAGAGGAGGAAGGGGGAAUAGUGGAACAGGAGUGGGGAUCCUGUGUGUGUGUGUAAAAACGGGGGCAUCUCCCAGUUUAUGGGGACUCCUAGCACCUGGGGGAUAUGGAGACUGAAGUGGCCUCCUAUAGCCAGCCAGGUGGGACUUCCAAUGGAGGGAGAGGUCAUGAACCCAACCAAAAAACUUUCAAUCCAAAGUUUAUCCUGCCUACAAGAUGUACAAGGAAAAGACAACAGAGAUUGAGGGAAGGGUUUAUCAAUGACUGGCCCAAGACUGACAGGUUUAGGAAUUCUGAUAUUCACAGCCAAAGUUAACCAGCUUCCAGAAUUACAAUGUACUUGAACAUUGAUCAAUACCACCUGGGACUUAAUACUAGUUUCAGAGAUCAGUUAAAUCUUGGCAUAUGACAUAAGACAGAAUUACAGGCAACUACCAAAAGUGAUCCGAAGCACCUGGAAUGUUUUACAAACUAAAGGCUUUCAUUUGAGUACAGGUAAUUUGUAUUGUAAAACCUGUGCAUUAAAACAAGAGGUUGCCUUGUUCUGGUAGGGUCAUAACCUGUGAAUGGUGUCCUAACACCCAAGUAUGAAUUAACUCUUUAACUAGAAAAAAAAUCUUAUUAAGUUACUAGAUUAGAAUUCCUGGGGCUGGGGAUUUAGCUCAGUGGUAGAGCGCUUACCUAGGAAGCGCAAGGCCCUGGGUUCGGUCCCCAGCUCCGAAAAAAAAGAACCAAAAAAAAAAAAAAAAAUCCUAAACCUGUCAGGCAAUUUUAGAACACACCUUUAAUCCCAGUACAUGGGAGGCAGAGUCCAGAUAUGAGUUGCAGCAGGUGUGAUGGUCUACAGAGUGAAUUCCAUAACCAAAGUUAGACAAAAGAAACCCUGCCUUUAACUCCUCACCCCAAAACAAAAUCCAGAGCAGGUCCUUGGAAGGGUAUUUGCCAUUUUACUGUUUGCAGUACACCUAUGAUCAACAGUCAUGUGUAACAAAAAUAAGAUGGAGAAAGUAACUUGUUUCACAGCUUCUAACUUGUGAAACACAACCUAAACUACCUUCACCUAAGAGGGUGCAUACAAAUCAGUGGCAGUGACUGGGAAAGAAUGACUGAGGCCUAGGCUUAAUUCCUGCCAUUACCAUUCACCAAGAAUGCAACCUACUAGGCCAUUGCCACUGUAGAAAUUAGGGUACAUUAGGGGUAGCAGUGGAUGGGUGAUUCCUUUGGGACUAGUUAUCUUUAGUAAAGGCCUUUAAAAGCUGUGUUUCUUUAUUAACCUUAACGUUAUCGAUUUAAGGCCUCUUCUACGCCAUCCUACUUUUUAACGGUCUCCAAAUGUACUCAUUUACUUUGGGGUAGAGGCUAGAUGCACAUAAUUUGAAAAGAAUCCCUUGCCCCAUAUUCUAGGGAUAUUUGUAUAUCCUAUAUAUUUGUAUUCCUUUUUCUAUGACUCAUUUCUUUUCCUUCAUUUAUGUAGUUACAUUAUUAAUAAAAGCCAGUAAAAGAGAUUCAAGGUCUCAUUAUUUAUUUGUUACUCUUUAAAGACUUAUUUUUGACUGGACUCAGAUUUAGAAGUAGAAGCUCUCAGCGAAGACAGCCUACGUCUCUUGGCAAUCUGUUCCUGGCGCUUCUCUUUGGCUUCCUUCAUUCUCUUGGCCAAAAGUUUAGCAUAUUCUGCAGCCUCCUCCUUGUUUUUCUUAGUGCGUUGCUUCUUCAGAGCAAUACGUCGGCGUUUGUGUUGCAGGACACGGGGAGUAACAAGACGCUGAAUCUUGGGCGCUUUGGUCCUGGGCUUCUUACCUAAAAAUCCAGAUGAGUAAUCACUUAACAUCCACCAUGCUGGAUGGCGAUGCCCAGUGUAUAACACACGCCUAGCACACCCAAGCCCAACUCAGUCCCCACCAUCUACCCAAGGCCAGUGCUGUCCCCCAAACAUAAGUAUUACUCUGGCCCCAUGGUCUGCAUUGUUAUAACCCCACCGUAUUUUCAACUUCUCAUUUAUGUUUUAAUCCUAUUUUCAGUCCGUGCCUACUAUUAGAAAUUAACGGUAUGUUAUAAAUUAUUCAUUUUAGCCUUUUGGAUUUACACUCCUUACCCCACAUUACAGGCCUCUCUAGAAACAGAACCCUGCUAUCAUCUCAGCUCAGACCCUUGUAAAAUAAGCUGGAUAGCCAAGUUCUGCUACAGUUCAGCCACUCUGAACUGCUCAUGAGGGGAUGAUGGACCAUUUUUAAACCUUUUGUCAACUAAGUUACACAUUCUCUCUAAUAGCACACUCUUAAUACAAGUCAACAGUCCUGAGUUAUUUGUAUUAAUAUACAUGCUAUGCUUCCUACUGAAGCAUUAACAUUAUGAGGGCUGGAGAGGUGGCUCAGCGGUUAAGAGCAGACUGUUCUUCCUGCUCUUCCAGAGGACCACAGUUCAAUUCCUAGCAACUACAUGGUGGAUCACAACCAUCUAUAAUGGAAUCCAAUGCCCUUUUCUGGUGUUAGAAGGCGCAACAGUGUACUCAUAUACAUAAAAGCUUUAAAAAGUAUGUAUUUGUUCAUACAUUUCCCUUUAAAAUGGGUGUUUCUCCUGAUUUUCACAAUCUAUGUCCCAGAGAUGAAAAAUAUGUGGAGCCAUUCAUUAGUAAAUUAAAGUGGUUCUUCUGUAAUCCAAAGCACCAACUUAGAGCCUGGUCCCUCCAAAAUGUUGUCUCCUGCAAGUUGUCCUUUAACCCCCCCAACAUACACACAAAGUGCUUUAAAAGUUUUUCAUGUUAAAAUGAGAAUACUUUUGUAAAAAAUCCUUGUCGCUCCUAAUGCCGAAGCCAUGAAUUUAGCUGUGUGGCAAGCACAGCUGCAGCAAUAGCACAAAGGCCCAAAUCCCUGUUACCUUCUUUGUUUAAGGGCUUUCUGACAACAUACUGGCGGACAUCAUCUUCUUUGGAGAGAUUAAAAAGCUUUCGGAUUCUACUAGCUCUUUUAGGUCCCAACCGACGAGGCACAGUGGUAUCUGUCAGUCCUGGAAUAUCCUUCUCUCCUUGAAGAAACAAUCGGAAUUAAGACAUCAAAUCUGUCCCACUUUGGUCAAUGCCCCACUACCUAGGAGGCAGAACCUUGUGUCCAGGACAACCAAUUUCAACUAAUAAACUCCAACAAAAGCCUUACCUUUUUUUACAAUAACCAAGUUGAGAACACUCAGGUUGGCAUCCACAAUGCAUCCUCGGACAGACUUGCGCUUCCUCUCUCCAGUUCUCCUAGGUCUAUAACAAGAAUGCCCCUUACUCAAAAGCAGGCGCACUCUGCCAUGGGUCAAAACGCCUUGCUUCAUGGGAAAACCUUGUUUGUCAUUCCCACCGCUGAUCCGGACCACAUAACCCUGCAUCGAACAUAAAACGGUACAUUUACCAGUUCUGUUCCAAAGUGUGGUUCUUAACUUCUUGUGUGCAACCCCAUUAGGAAGAACAACUGAGUUCAACUUCAGCCACUCACUUUUUUGUCUCCGUUUCCAACUAAGGUCAACAAGCAAUCUCUCCAUUUCAACUUCUACUCCUAACUACCCAGGUCUUACUACAACACGCAAGACUUAAGGCCUUGAAUUAUAACAAGCAAGAGAGACUCCUCUUGGCACGUUUCCCCAAAUUUGAUUCUAGCAAUGAAACUUAACCAAACCCAACAGCACUUGCUGUGACGAGUUGGGGUAAUGAUGCCAAAAACUUUACCUUCCACUCUUCACCAAGAGCAUCAGCAGCUACUUCUGUGGCCAUGCGCUUCUCAUAGAACGUACGAAGCUUGCGUUCGUCAUCCACUUCUAUGAGUUUCUGACAGCCAGUGGCAGGGAAGGAGAUAUUCAGCUAGGAUUUUAAAGGGGGCAAAAGAAGACGACUUUAGGCACCUACACAACUUCAACAAUUCACGUGCGCAGAACGUUUUGAGCAGCUCCCACACACAGCAGAAAACCCACGACUCGGACUCGCAGGCCCUGCAAAGUGCCACACGUCAAUGGAACAUUUUGCCAAAGCUCUGUAGAAUGCUAUGAGGACGUCAGAGCAUUCACCCUCGCGAUCUCGGAUAGCAGAGUGUCCAGGAGGGGUCAAAUGCCGCGGGACACCCGCUGCAAGUGGGGCUUCAGGCCCGCAUGUGCCCGGUCGGGUACCGGGCGCCGCCAUUGCUCUACGUCCGCUGUCGCGGCGUUGCAAUCGCCCGCCAUCCGCUCUCCCAAAGGGUCCCAAGGCCCUAAAAGCAAGCUUCCUCCUGCCUCAGACCCUUCCCCGCUUAGUCCGGGUUUUGUGAAAGCCUGGGGCUGAGGCAGUCCCGCGUUCUGGGACUCGAACUGCUUCACUCAGUCCCAGUCAGGGACGCCUACCUUCAUCUUGACACAGCCGACCGCCUAGGAGGCGUCACGAAAAAGAGGCCCGACUUCCGCUUAGCCCAGGUCACAUAGCACUCUAAGUUCUCGCGAGAAUAGCCCGAGCUGGAGCCGGCGGAAGUGAGUUGAGGUGGGUGGUACUUCCGGGGGCGGUACUAGCCGGAAUAAUGUGAGGCUGGUUUGUAGUGAGGUGUUGGUUGGUAUUCUGGAUGUUCCCGGUGACAGGGCAACUUGUUUAUCACGAAUGUUAGCCGCUUCUUAGCUAAUUUUUCCCGUUUCCGACCAGACUGGUCCACUGAGGAGCCGAAUCCCCGUUUCCGACCAUGGUUUUUAGUAGUACCUAAAUGGAAAAGCUCGAUCAGAAUUGUCGCCCGGGCUGGCCUGUCCCUCAUCUCUGCGGAAGAUUUCCAGUUCAGGAUCUUGUCCUGGUCCCAGCGGUUGACGGGAGAAAUCUUGAAAGCCAGGCUUUGUUCUGCAUCGAUCAGAGUGACUCCUAUAGUCGCCGGACCGCAGAAGACAAGCAGUCCAGCCGAUCCAUCACGUCUACCUGGCACAGACAACUAUCAGAUGCCUCAGUCUUGAGCCUUUCGGCUUUCUGUUUUCUUCUGCCAAAACUUUCUGCUUUGUAGGUGGGGUGAGGGUGACAACUCAGAUCGGAGAUUGAACCUAGUCUCCCGAGUGUCACUGUCAUCUUCAGCUCUUUUUCAAAACAACACCAUUUCUGUGCUUCUCUUGUUUACUGCAGUUACAUGCUGUUCUGUCCGAACUCAAUUUUUGAGACUAAGUGUCUUUGUAUAACUCUGGCUGUUCUGAAAUUCCCUAUGCACACCAUACUGGUCUGCUUACUACUGUCACCCAUUUCUGACAAUGAAAUAUUGAUUAAGCCCAUCAUGCGAUGGAAUCAAAUGGGAGUUGCCUUUUUAUAACUGGCUGGUUUCAUUAAAUGUAGUCUUUAAGGUUUA
Molecule: messenger RNA, 15064 nt
Organism: Rattus norvegicus (Norway rat)
Lineage: Eukaryota; Metazoa; Chordata; Mammalia; Rodentia; Muridae
Gene: Dennd4c
Product: DENN domain containing 4C
Cellular component (GO): cytosol
Molecular function (GO): guanyl-nucleotide exchange factor activity
Source: RefSeq, a predicted model, not a curated record